UAUGAAACUCAAACAAUCAUCAACUCUUCCUAUUAACAUUCAAAAAAUAUCUAAAAGGGAGCUAAAGAAGGAGAAAAUUCAACAAGGAGAGAAAGCUUUGGAGAGACUCGCAUCUCUUAUAGAUAAACCUUUCAGAUCUCCUACUGAUCACAUUAAUCAGCUUAAAGAAGAAGAAAAAGAUAAAAACAGGAAUAAGAAUGAAAUAUAAAAAGAAUAGUGCUAGAGUCAGGAAAUAUUAGAAAAUUCUUUAACAGAUCUCCAAAGACAUCAAGGAAUAUUAAUGCAAAUAAAUUUCCUCAACCUGGAUCUUUCGCCUCAACAGCUCAGUUCAAGUCUACAAUUGACAAGAACUCGCCUUUGUUUGAGAAAGACCAGAAUUUUGUGUAUCAAUCCCCAAGGAACAAGAACUCAACUAUAAAACUGAAGGCCAUAAAUACUGUACAGAAGGAGCCAUUUGCUCUUGAAGGUUUUUGCAGAUCAUCUGAAGGCAAACGUACUGCUCUAUUCUUACAAAGGACCAAGACACAUGAGGUAGAAAAGCCUAAGGUAUAUAAUAAAGUCCAGAACCAGGCAGAACAUUUAGAUAGGAUAAAAUAGAGCAAAAUCAAGAGUGACUACAGUUUAUAAGAAGAAAGGCUUAUUCAAGUCGCUCACCAAUAGAUCUCCUCUUCAGGAUAAGCUCUCUGAGAUUAAGGCUAUCGAUACUGGGUUCAAAGUUAACCAUAUACAGAGAGCUAUGAAAAAGAUGCAACAACAAGAGAACCUCUCAAUGGCCCAGAGAAUCAAUGAGCAAGCUGAUAAUGAUAAUUUCGAAAGAAUUUGUACAGAAAUGAAGCAUAUCAGAGUGGACUAUGGAGCCAGAAGAGACCAGCCCAAACAGGAAGAUGCCAAAGCUCGUAGAAGGAAGCUUAAGAAUCUGUACAAACCUAGAGAAGUCCCUGAAGAAUUACUAGAAAGACCAAUUGAUAUGUUCCUAGGAGUGAGGCCAGACAUAGUAUGUGUGAAUAAGAACACAGAGAAAUGGAUAGAUAAGAGAAAUCCUAAGUAACAAUAGAGCAGCUACGAAGAAAACUAUUCAAUUUGCAAAGGAUCUAUUCCUUAGCUGGGAUGAUGACGGAUCUGGCAUAUUAGAGGAAGAAGAGAUUGUACAUCCUCUUCUAUCCUUAGGGUUAGCCUCAGACUCUGCCUUCGCAAGACAACUGAUAUCUACACUAGAUCCUAAGGCUAACAAGCCAGGCCAUGAUGAAUACGAGCUUACUCUAAAGGACUUCGUAAAAAUAUUUAGUAUUGAUAAAUUCACACAGAAGAUGACCAAUAUGGUCAAGAAAGAGUCAAUGGACACUUUGAUGGAAGAAUUUAAAGAUAAAGUCAAAAAUGGAGACAUUAAAAUAAAAUACAAGCCUAAGCCAAGGCUGAAUGAAGGGAUUCCUUCUUCAAGGCCAUCAAGGAGGUGCUCAAAUUGGUCGAACUGGUCAGACAUCACUAAAUUUACUCAAAGGUAAUAUUAAUAAGUUCAACAUAG
Messenger RNA from Moneuplotes crassus, 1522 nucleotides. The record is from the annotation of a GenBank genome assembly. NCBI's taxonomy places the organism in Eukaryota, Ciliophora, Spirotrichea, Euplotida, Euplotidae.